AUGGCCGCAGAGGACGUCGAUGCGAUGCUGGUGCUGGCUAGCGCCUUCGUCGAGCAGGAGGAGACGCUGCACGAGGUGCGCAGGGAGGUGUACGACAAGCUCGUGGAAGAGGCAUGGAGGAUCGCCAUGCGGACCAGGCACUACCUGACCACCCAGUGCCUGGACACGCCCUGCGACUCCGCGUGGAUGAUGUUGUACACGCGCGGAAGCGACAUCAACUUCCUAAACGCGACGAGCUUGACCAGGUGCGAUCCUACUUACUAUCUGAAGUUGCUGCGCUAUAUCUAA
Messenger RNA from Phytophthora sojae, 288 nucleotides. RefSeq lists its product as hypothetical. NCBI's taxonomy places the organism in Eukaryota, Oomycota, Peronosporomycetes, Peronosporales, Peronosporaceae. The transcript has a single exon. The record is from RefSeq and is a predicted model, not a curated record. Bases 1 to 288 code for a protein of 95 amino acids.